Molecule: messenger RNA, 2435 nt
Organism: Panicum hallii
Lineage: Eukaryota; Viridiplantae; Streptophyta; Magnoliopsida; Poales; Poaceae
Product: iron-phytosiderophore transporter yellow stripe 1
Exons: 7
Coding region: 48-2075 (675 amino acids)
Biological process (GO): seed development; response to iron ion
Cellular component (GO): plasma membrane
Molecular function (GO): oligopeptide transmembrane transporter activity; iron-nicotianamine transmembrane transporter activity
Source: RefSeq, a predicted model, not a curated record
GGUUAGUGGCUUCGGUGCCGAGGAGGUAGGCAGGCAGCAGCGCGGCCAUGGACGACGUCGUGGACCGCGCGCGGGGCGGCGACGAGAUCGAGAAGCACGGGCCGGGGCCCGAGGACAUGGAGUCCGACCCCGCGGCGGCGGCGGCGCGCGAGAAGGAGCAGGUGCGGCCGUGGCGCGAGCAGGUGACCCUCCGCGGCAUGGUGGCGGCUCUGCUGAUCGGGUUCAUGUACACGGUGAUCGUCAUGAAGAUCGCGCUCACCACGGGGCUGAUUCCCACGCUGAACGUCUCCGCGGCGCUCAUCGCCUUCCUCGCGCUCCGCGGGUGGACGCGCGCGCUGCGGCGCCUCGGCAUCGCGCACCGCCCCUUCACGCGCCAGGAGAACUGCGUCAUCGAGACCUGCGCCGUCGCGUGCUACACCAUCGCGUUCGGCGGUGGGUUCGGCUCCACGCUGCUGGGCCUGGACAAGAAGACGUACGAGCUGGCCGGGAACUCGCCGGCCAACGUGCCGGGGAGCUACAAGGACCCUGGGUUCGGCUGGAUGGCCGGAUUCAUGGCGGCAAUCAGCUUCUCGGGCCUCCUGAGCUUGAUCCCCCUCCGAAAGGUUUUAGUCAUCGACUACAAGUUGACUUACCCGAGCGGAACCGCAACUGCUAUUCUCAUAAACGGUUUCCACAGCAAGCAAGGAGACAAGAACGCAAAGAUGCAGGUCCGUGGGUUUCUGAAGUAUUUUGGGCUCAGCUUCGUAUGGAGUUUUUUCCAAUGGUUCUAUACAGGUGGCGACGUUUGCGGUUUUGUUCAGUUCCCUACAUUUGGUCUGAAGGCUUGGAAACAAACAUUCUUCUUUGAUUUUAGCCUUACGUAUGUUGGUGCGGGGAUGAUUUGUUCGCACCUUGUCAACAUCUCCACCCUCCUUGGUGCGAUCUUGUCGUGGGGAAUAUUGUGGCCACUCAUCAGCAAGCAGAAAGGGGAGUGGUACCCUGCAAAUGUACCAGAAAGCAGCAUGAAAAGCCUAUAUGGUUACAAGGCCUUCCUCUGCAUAGCUCUGAUCAUGGGAGACGGUCUGUACCACUUCUUCAAAGUCCUUGGUGUCACCGUUAGGAGCCUGCAUGAGCGUCUAAACCGGAAACGUGCUAGCAACAGAGUGGCAAAUGGGGAUCAAAUGGUCCCGCUCGACGAUCUGCAAUGCGACGAGGUCUUCAACGAGGGUUCUUUCCCCGCCUGGGCAGCUUACUCCGGGUACGCAGGGCUCAGCGUCAUCGCCGUGAUCACCAUUCCAUUCAUGUUCCGGCAGAUCAAGUGGUACUACGUCAUCGUGGCCUACGUCCUCGCCCCUCUCCUCGGCUUCGCCAAUUCCUACGGCACGGGGCUCACCGACAUCAACAUGGCCUACAACUACGGCAAGAUUGCGCUCUUCAUCUUCGCCGCGUGGGCCGGCAAGGACGGCGGCGUCAUCGCGGGCCUCGCCGGCGGCACGCUGGUGAAGCAGCUGGUGAUGGCCUCCGCGGACCUGAUGCACGACUUCAAGACGGGCCACCUGACCAUGACGUCGCCGAGGUCCCUGCUCGCGGCGCAGUUCAUCGGGACGGGCAUGGGCUGCAUCAUCGCGCCGCUCACGUUCCUGCUCUUCUACAACGCGUUCGACAUCGGGAACCCGAACGGCUACUGGAAGGCCCCCUACGGGUUGAUCUACCGGAACAUGGCCAUCCUCGGCGUGGAGGGCUUCUCCGUGCUGCCGAAGCACUGCCUGACGCUCUCCGCGGGGUUCUUCGCGUUCGCGUUCGUCCUCAGCGUUGCGAGGGAUGUCCUGCCGCGCAGGUACGGUAGGCUGGUGCCCCUCCCGAUGGCGAUGGCGGUGCCGUUCCUUGUGGGCGGGAGCUUCGCGAUUGACAUGUGCGUCGGGAGUUUGGUCGUCUUUGUCUGGGACAAGAUGAACAAGAAGGAAGCGGCCUUCAUGGUCCCUGCGGUGGCCUCCGGUUUGAUCUGCGGAGAUGGCAUAUGGACGUUCCCGUCCUCCCUUCUUGCCCUUGCCAAGAUCAAGCCACCAAUCUGCAUGAAGUUCACACCUGGAAGCUAGAGAAAUUGGGCAGUAAUCCAGGAAUGGAGAAUUGGGAGAUACAAUCCAGGGAUCAGUGGUGAUUUGUGAUGCAAUAAAUUUCUCAAGUCAAGUCUCCUUGAUCACAGUUAUUCGUUGUUUUACAGAAGCUACGUUACAUGGGAUUUCUAGAGCUGAUAUGUUGUCAUGCAUGAUCCACAAUUGUGGAAGUGUUUUGAAGGGGUGAUGAUGAUUGCAAGGACUAACCAACACUUCCAUGCUAAUUGAGUGCGUGCGUGUGCGUGUGUGUGUGAGUAAUUGUACUUUUGUAAUCAUGUUUGUGUGCAUAUGCCGGGAGAAUAUUUUAAUGCAUAAAAUGUUUGACAUAUAUAGCUUGUGGAA